Messenger RNA from Tetrahymena thermophila SB210, 708 nucleotides. Its product is annotated as MFS transporter. Lineage: Eukaryota; Ciliophora; Oligohymenophorea; Hymenostomatida; Tetrahymenidae. The record is from RefSeq and is a predicted model, not a curated record. The transcript has 3 exons.
AUGGAAGACAAAAAAACUAAUUGUUGUCGACACUGGGACUUCCCAAGCGGUCCCCCACCUUAGUACUAACCCAGCCUUAAGGCGCUUAACUUCGGAGUUCGAAUGAGAUCCGGUGUUUUCACCUUAGUAUGGCCGACAACAAAACUAAUUGCAAAUAAUAACUAUUAAUAUUUCAAUAUUUAUUUUUAAAUCAAAUUAUUUAUUUAAAGUAAUAGAUUUUUUUUCAAAUAAAAAUUUAAAGUAGAUUUAAUUAGUUAUAUAAAAAAGGUUGUCGACACUGGGACUUCCCAAGCGGUCCCCCACCUUAGUACUAACCCAGCCUUAAGGCGCUUAACUUCGGAGUUCGAAUGGGAUCCGGUGUUUUCACCUUAGUAUGGCCGACAACAAAACUUAUUCUAAAGAAUAAAUAUUAAUAACUAAAUAAUUAUAAUUUAUAAAAAUAAAAAAGGUUGUCGACACUGGGACUUCCCAAGCGGUCCCCCACCUUAGUACUAACCCAGCCUUAAGGCGCUUAACUUCGGAGUUCGAAUGGGAUCCGGUGUUUUCACCUUAGUAUGGCCGACAACAAAAUAAUACUAAUUAUUAAUCUUUUGUUUUAUUCUAUCAUUUUUAAGCUAUUCAAUUUAAUUUCACAAAAUUACUAUAAUAUCGAUAAUUAAACUAUUAACUGUUCUAAUAAAUAAUAUAAAUUAAUCUUAAAGUAUUUGA